CCACGUCAGACGCCAGAUCAUUCAGCAAUUUGCUGCCUCGGACGCAAGUAGCCGCGCUCAGACCACGAAGAACAAGCACAAGGCAAACGCAAGAUGCCUCGCAUCGAGACUGAGGUCCGCCUGGAUUUCAAGGACGUGCUCAUCCGCCCCAAGCGCUCCACACUCAAGAGCCGCUCACAGGUGGAUGUCCAACGCGAAUUCCGCUUCCGCAACUCGAAGCGCACGUGGUCUGGCGUGGUACGUGUAAAGUGGCCAUCACUCUGUAGUCGUCUCUUUUCAUUUGACAUUUUCAUCCACGACAGCCCGUGAUCGCCGCCAACAUGGACACUGUCGGCACCUUCGAGAUGGCUGUAGAGCUGGCCAAGCUCCAGUUCAUCACGUGCGUUCACAAGCACUACACGCCUCAAGAAUGGGCAGUCUUUGCAGCCAAACACCCGGAUGUGUUGCCCACCGUCGCUGUGAGUGGUGGCUCGAGCGCUGCGGACAUCGACAAGAUCACGGCCGUCCUCAAGAGCCACCCAGACAUCCGCUUCAUCUGCUUGGAUGUAGCUAACGGCUACUCCGAGUUCUUCGUCCAAGCUGUACGCAACGUACGCUCUGCAUUCCCGGAACACACAAUCAUUGCCGGUAACGUCGUGACAGGAGAGAUGGUAGAGGAGCUGCUGCUGUCCGGAGCCGACAUCAUCAAGGUCGGCAUCGGUCCAGGCUCUGUGUGCACCACUCGUAAACAAACUGGAGUGGGUUAUCCGCAGUUGUCUGCUGUGCUGGAGUGUGCUGAUGCCGCUCACGGUCUCAACGGCCACGUGAUCUCUGACGGAGGCUGCACAUGUCCUGGUGACGUUGCUAAGGCGUUCGGGGCUGGAGCAGACUUUGUCAUGCUUGGUGGGAUGCUUGCUGGUCAUGAUGAGAGUGGAGGAGAUAAGAUCGAGAUCAAUGGGAAGCUGUUCAAGAAGUUCUACGGUAUGAGCUCGUCCGAAGCCAUGAAGAAGCAUAACGGUGGAGUGGCGGAGUACCGUGCUUCAGAAGGCAAGAGCGUGACUGUGCCGUAUCGCGGACCGGUUUCUGGAACGUGCAAGGAAAUCCUGGGCGGCGUGCGCUCUACCUGCACGUACGUUGGGGCCAGCAAGCUGAAGGAAAUCAGCAAGCGUACGACGUUUAUCCGUGUCUCGCAACAAUUGAACGAAGUCUUCGGUCGCGCACCUAACGAGCAGGAGGAACAGGUGUCGAAGAAGCAGAAGACAGGCUGAGUUAGACCGAGUUCCAUGGCUUUAGAUAUUUCCAAAUAUUGUGGUAGAAGUCUAAUUGACUGAACUAAGCCGCUUGGUUUUUGUUUUGAUCAACGGACAGUCUUGAUGUAUUAUUGAUGAAACUAAGGCUUGCGAAGACUGGAAAUUGCUGCGGCUGUUGUGACAUAACUGCCUACGUGGAUGAAGCCUGUGGCGCCUAGCAAGAAUAAGAAGACCACCACAGACAGGUUUGAAAAUCUGAAUGCUGUAGUUUUGAAUACUAAUGCCGUGCGUUGCCCGGAUAUUUUUUGCGUUAAAAUAAAAAAAAUGAUAAAAAACAACAUUAAAAAUGUGCUUUCUAAAAAC
This is a messenger RNA of Phytophthora nicotianae INRA-310, 1592 nucleotides long. Its product is annotated as GMP reductase, variant 2. Gene Ontology annotation, molecular function: GMP reductase activity. The record is from RefSeq and is a predicted model, not a curated record. The coding region runs from base 321 to 1247 and encodes 308 amino acids. The transcript is spliced from 2 exons. Gene Ontology annotation, biological process: nucleotide metabolic process. Lineage: Eukaryota; Oomycota; Peronosporomycetes; Peronosporales; Peronosporaceae. Gene Ontology annotation, cellular component: GMP reductase complex.